This is a messenger RNA of Alligator sinensis (Chinese alligator), 1572 nucleotides long. RefSeq names its product CUB domain containing protein 2 (gene CDCP2). NCBI's taxonomy places the organism in Eukaryota, Metazoa, Chordata, Crocodylia, Alligatoridae. The coding region runs from base 1 to 1572 and encodes 523 amino acids. The record is from RefSeq and is a predicted model, not a curated record. The transcript is spliced from 6 exons.
AUGUCUGAAGACCACAAGGUCUCCUUCAGAGGUGUCAAAUGUGGGGGAGUUCUCUCAGCCCCGCACGGCAAUUUCUCCAGCCCUAAUUUCCCCGGCCUCUACCCCUAUGACACUGAAUGUACGUGGCUCAUCGUGGUCACAGAAGGCUCCUCGCUCUUGCUAACCUUCAGUCACUUUGACCUGGAGUAUCACGACAGUUGUGACUAUGACUACAUCAAAAUCUACAAUGGGGCCAGCGAGGACCAAGGGAAUCUCCUGGGAAAGUUCUGCGGCAAGAGUUCCCCUCCGCAGUUCACAUCUUCCUGGCACGUCAUGUCCAUCAUCUUCCACUCGGACAAGCACGUGGCCAGUCACGGCUUCUCUGCAGCUUACCAGAAAGAUGUUUGCGGAGGGGUGCUCACAGGCCUUUCCGGAGGGAUCACAAGCCCCGAUUACCCAGAGAAUUACCCCAACAAUGCCGAGUGCCACUGGGUCAUCCAGGCGGCUCCAAACUCUGUUGUCAAGCUGGUCUUCAUUGACUUGCAAAUGGAAAACAAUGUGGAAUGCAACUUUGAUUACGUGGCCAUCUUCGAUGGGCCCACUCUGGGGGCCACGCACCUCAGCCGCUACUGUGGGAACAUGAAGCCUCCUGAUAUCAUCUCUUCCACCCACGAGCUCCUGGUGGUCUUCAAGUCAGACUUCAAUAUAGGAGGCCGAGGCUUCAAGGCCUACUUUUACUCAGCCGAAUGCCAAGAAGUCUACACAGUCGUCAAAGGGAAUUUCUCCAGCCCGCAGUAUCCCAAUUUUUACCCCAACAAUAUCAAAUGUCAGUGGACCAUCCAGCUGCCCCCAGGAUACCGAAUCAAAGUCUUCUUCCUGGACUUGGAUCUGGAGGGACGGAACAGCCUGACAGAUGGCUGUGAUUACGACCAUCUGGCAGUGUUUGAUGGAGGCAAUGAGAAGGCUUCCCUGCUGGGGAAGUGGUGUGGGAGAGAGAUGCCAUCUCCCAUAAUCUCCAGUGGAAACAAACUGCUGUUGGUCCUCCACACAGACAGGAACACAGCCAACCGGGGGUUCUCGGUAGUGUAUAUUGGAGUUGUGCCCAUGAACGUCAGCUGCACACGCACGGACUUUCAGAUCCAGAUCCCCAUGAGGUCUCUGGCUGAGCUGGAGAGAAAUAAGAUCUACUUAGGGACUCCCUCCUGUCCUGCCCAGGUGGUCGGCCUGAACUUCAGGAUCCACACGAGGUUCGACACCUGUGGUACCGAGUCCCAGAAAAGAAACAACACAUCCAUGAUCGUUAGCAUCCUGUACAUCAACUUUUCAUCAGGGGACCAGGAGGACAUUCACAAGUACGAAGUGCAGUGCGAGCCCAGAAGGAAGGAAGCCUCCGUAAACCUCCUCUCAGGCUCCGAUCCCUACCGGCUGAGCCAGUACGCCAAGAACCUGGUGGAGUCGCAGCAACAGGACGCCGAAGCCAUAGACACCUAUGAGAUCAAGAGCCAAGACACCAGCGACAUCGUCUUCAUUAGCAUCUGUAUCCUUGCCGGCAUCCUCAUGGUGAUUGCUGUGGUUGGACUAGUGUUGCUAUAG